Molecule: messenger RNA, 6717 nt
Organism: Ectocarpus siliculosus
Lineage: Eukaryota; Phaeophyceae; Ectocarpales; Ectocarpaceae
Source: the annotation of a GenBank genome assembly
AUGGAGUUCCUGCGGGUGGUGGAGGAGGAGCUCAGAGGUCUUGCGGCAGAGGCCCGUCGACGACACCCGGUCGUGCAGGAGGCGGCGGAAAGGGCCAUUCUGAAGCUGAGAAACAUGCGCGAGGAGUACGCGGUGGCGCUCAGGCAGCAGCACGAGGGCAAUGCUCCGCCGCUCUCCAUGUUCCGGUCCCAGGACCUUCUCCGACCCUUCCUCUUGGCGUGCAACCAUGCCGACGCGUCGCCGCACCUGAUGAUCAUGGCCAUGGGCUCCAUCCAGUACCUCAUCAACCGAGACGCCAUCCUGCCGUCCGACGCCCCAAACAUUCUUAGAGUCCUGGCUAUCCAGAGCCAGAGCAAGGACGCCGACGUCCAGAAGCGGGUGCUGCAGACGAUGGUGAUGGUCGUGACUUGGAAGAGCUGCGACAUGACCGAGGACACCGUGGCACAGGCAUUGGGCGUCUGCCUCGGGCUCCAUGACGCCAAGAACGCCAUGGUGCGCACCGCCGCCGACAUGACGGUUCGCCAGAUCAUCUCGCUCCUCUUCGACCGAGUCGCCGACGAGCUUGGUGUAACCGCCGCCGCCGCCGCCGCCGCCGCUGCCGCUAAUAACGCCUCUGGCAGCGGUGCCGCCGCCAACCCGGCUCAAGCCGCUGCCGGCGGCUUCGCCGUCGCCGGGGAUAGGGUUAUGGAGAUGCGUGGUGAGGACAGCGAGGCCGGCACGGCGGAGGAGGCUGUGGUAGAAGAGGAGGACGAGGGGGGUGGGGGCGGGGCGGGGGAGGGGGCUCUGCGGUGCGCCCAUCUCGUGUUUCAGGAUCUGUGCGUGCUAUCGAGGGGCGAGCAAGGCCAGUGGAUCAAGCGGACCAGCGUGUCGGCUACUUUGGGGCUAGAGUUGGUGGAACAGGUGCUAUCGCAGCAGCCGAUCUUGUUUAGAAGGUUUAAAGUCCUCAGGCGGUUGCUGUCACAGGAGGUGUGCCCGCUCAUACUGCAGAUCCUCCGGCGUCGGAUGGACUUCCCGUUGCUGGUGCGGCUGUUGAGGGCGGCUAGCACGCUGACGGUCACGUAUGGGGAUCUCCUUCCGAAUGAGGCCCACGCGAUUUUGUCCACCAUGCUCGGGUCGCUCGGCACGGGUCUCGGCAACGAGGUCGAUCAUCAUCAUCCAGGAGGGGGGCGAGACGGAGGAGGCGGUGCUAUCGGUUUCUCUCCGGUUGACGACGACGGAGCGGGGGGUUGCGUAUCGUGGGCGGCCGUGCUUUCCCUGGAGGCCAUCCACAGGGUGCUCGCCAGCCCUCCGGUCGUGUUGGAGUUGUUCCGGCAUGGGGGGAAGGAGAAUAGCGGCAGCAACGGCGGCAGUGGCAGCGGCACCGCGACAGUGGUAGAGGAGAUGCUGCACGCCGUCUCUCAGCACUUGGUGCGGAACCUCAGCAACCAGAGCGACAUACAAGGCUUGGAGGGGAUGGCUCUGGCUAUAAGGCUCGGGCGCAUCGGGUCUCCAUCGUCCUCGGCGUCCCCCGGAGAGGGAAAACGGCUCCCCCCCCCCCCUUCCUUGACGAACGCCCUCGCUAGGGACAAGGAUUCCCAAAACAAUGCUUUAUCACCGCCAUCAUCGUCUAGGGGAGGAGCUGCCCCCACUCCCAGGCCUAGCGGGGCCAACAAUAGUAACAGCAGGGGGGGAGGGGGGGGGGGCAGCGGCACGCGGUCGUCGUCGUUGGAGCUGCUGCACGAGACGGAACAGCCCCCUCUGGACGAUGCGGAGCUGCUGCUCUGGGCCCUGCAGUGCGUGGUCGACUUGGCGGCCUCGGUAGGAUCGCUUGUCGACGACGAAUUCGGUACCUCUGACACGGGACUAGUCGUGCCGAGUUCCGUGGGGCUUGUGCCGGGGGAAUCGCCUCCCGAUCGCAGCCGUCGGCACACGCUCAAGAGGAUGUGCGAGGUCGUAUGGGGUCCGGUGCUGUCUUCCCUGAGUCACGUCAUGAUGCACUGCUCGGACCCUAUCGUUGUGUCGACCGCGGUUGACGGUUACAAGGCCUUCGCCGUAGCCGCGGGGAUCCUGGGUGUCGAAAACGCCUUGGACGGGUUCAUGGGCAGCUUGUGCCGGUUCAGCCUUCCCCAGUGGCACGGCACCGACGUCGUUGUCGGCGGGGGCGCUAGUAGCGGGGCGGCGGGAGGGGGGGUACACGGCGGGGGUUCGCCCGCCCUCGGCUGGAAUCAUGUCGGUACGCUGGAGAGCGUCCUCCAGGUGGUGCACCGCCUGGGCAACCUCCUGCGUGGGUGUUGGCAUGUGAUUUUGGACACCCUCGAGCAGGCUGCGGGUCUCCUCGGCAGGAGGGCCAUCGCGAGACCUAGGUGGUCCCCGCAGUCCCCCGAGACGGAGCUUUUGGAGGUGGAGCGGCACUGCAACGAGGUUCUCCUGGCAGCGGAGCGUCUAGUGGAGUUCUCGACUUGCCUGGAAGAUGAGGCCUUGUACGGCCUCAUGUCCUCGCUGCAGGCGCUAGCGGUGGUGGACUUAGCCAACACGUCCACCGUGCUGCCGCAGGAGCGCUCUAUCGCCAGAGAGCGAGAAGCGGCCCAGUCGCAGGCCAACGGGGCCGGCGGAGAAGGCAGAGGGGCUGGCGCGGCCGCCGUUGCCGCCGCAAGCGGGCUCGUGUCCUUCGUGGGGGCGGCAGCGAGGGGUGUUGGCGCGGCCAUGUCCGAAGGCCGGGAGGUCUUGAACCGGGAUCGGGACAACCGCAACAACAGCAACAGCAACAGCAACAGCAGCAGCAACGUGAACAUGAGCGCGAAAGCUGCGAAAGGGGGACUCGGGGAAGCUAGAGCUCACAUCCCCUGGGUUUCAUCUCGCCUUGUCGUCGAGUGCGCCGUGGCCAACACGUGGCGUCUGCCGGUGGUGUGGGAGCUGGUCUCCGGACACCUCCGGGUAGUCGCCAAGGCCAGGGAGCCGGCGAAGCGAGAGUACGCGGUGCGGGCGCUCCGCGAGCUCAUCGUGGACGGCGUGCAAAGGCUCCACCCCCUCCCGGCCGCCUCCUCCCCCGCUCCUCCAGACAGCAGCAACGACAACACCGCCUCUCCCGAAGCCAUUGGCAGCACUGGCACCGGUCCCACUCCUCCGGCGAAUGCCCCUUCCCCUCCACCGGGAAACAGCCCUAGCAGUGCUGCCGACGCACCAACCACAACAACGUCGGGCGGCGGCGGCGGCGGCGGCGGGACAACGGCCGCCCCCCCUACCCCAAGGGGAGGGAACGGCCCCCCCAGUGGGCAGGAAGAAGGGUUCCUUCCGAACUUUCUGGGUCUGCGAGCCCGCCUCGAAGGGUUCGGAGAAGAAGAGGCGCCCUUUCGGUGGGUGUUCGACUGCGACGUUGGGGGCGUCUUCUUGGCGGUCCGGGGCAGGGCGGCGAGGAGGACUACCGUCGGGGGCGGGGAGGCCUUCGAGGGGGUCUUGUUCAGGACCAUGGGACUGUUCGCGCUGACGCCCCACGUGGACACGAGGGAGGCCACCCUGCAGAGCCUCUACACCAUCCUCCAGGCGAGGCGGGAGCCACAAUCCUGCGGGCAGGUGCUAGAUUCCGCCUGGCCCGUCAUCCUGAACCUGUUGCUGUCAGUCGCGAAGGGGGCCACCAGCGCCGCCCCCCCUCCCCCCUCCCCCCAAAAGCCUGCCGCGGUGGCGGCUGCCGCCGAGUCAAAGGUCGGCGACACCGACAACGACGCGGCGGCAGGGGAGUACGAUGAUGAGGAGGACAGCGGCGCGGCCGACAUGAGGCCGGUGGUGUGGGGCGGGGCCUGCCUGUCCCUCGCGUUCAAGUGCCUCCAGCUUGUGGUGGACGACUUCUUGGAGCGGUUGCCGAGGGAGCAGGUGCCCAGGCUGGUCACGUGCGCGGGAGCCUUCGGGGCGCAGACGGAGAGCGUCAACCUUAGCCUCACCGCCAUAGGGAUGCUGUGGACCGUCUGUGACACCUUCGCGGAGGACGCCACGGCUGGCGGAAACCCGGCCCCGGCGGCCCCGGGGGGUAACAAGGACUUCUUACCGCCUAGCGGAAAUAACGUCCCCACUGGGGGGGGAAAGGACGUCCUGCCGCCGCCGCCGUUGUCUGGCCCGUCCUCUUCUUCCUCUUCUUCCUCUGGACACAAGUCCUCUUCUUCCUCUGCGCACAAGGCGAGGCCGUCAUUGCGGUCGCUGUGGCCCACCAUGCUGUUCCAGCUCAGGAGCCUGUCGGUGGACUUCAGGCCGGAGCUGAGGAACUGCGCGGUGAACACGCUCUUCUCCGCCGCCGUCGGGAACGGCGACGGGUUGAGCGAGUCGGACUGGAAGCAGUUCUUGCAGGAGGUUACCUUCCCGCUGAUCGAACAGGUGCUCGAGAGCACCAACAGUGCUAGCAGGGGCGCCAACACUGCCGUGGCGCCAGAGCUCAAGAAGGGCGUGCGCAUGCUCAUGCACCACACCAGGGACACGGACCAGAAGCAGUGGAACGAGACCAGGGUGUUGGCGAUGCAGGGUCUCGGACGAGUCCUCCGAGCCUACGUCACGGUGCUGUCCUCCUGGGACUGGUUCUCCGGAGAAGGGGGCGUGUGGACCAGGUCCCUCGAGGUCUACCGGGACGCGUGCCUCGUGGGCAGCGACAGUCAGGAGGUUUCCCUGAGUGGGGUCGACGGGAUCACCACCAUGGUGCUGCUCGUCGGCAGGAUGGGCCUCAAGUCCGUACAGGGGCUCGCGGCCGUCUACAAGGCAGGGGUGGAGGAAGGGGCGGAGCUGUGUCCCGGGCAGGAGGGAGAGGAGGAGAGGAUGCGGCAGCUGUUCGAGACGCUGGACGGACUCUUUGCUCCGCGCGUUGCCCCGGCCUCCGGUGGUGGCGGUGGUGCCCCUCAAGCCACCGACCCGCGGCGCGCCGUGUACAUGCCAAAGGUCACACCGGGGCAACGCGCCAUCUUAGAGUUCUUGCAGGAGGACCUGCGCACGGGGUGGCGGUUGGCCGUGAGGUUGCUCGCCAAGUACAGCGUCGUCGUUGACGGUAGCGAGGAGGCAUCAUCCGCGGCGGCGGCGGCGGCGGCGGCGGCGGCUGCCGGGCCUGGCGGUGUGAGCGUUGAGUGCGUGAGGGAAGUGGCCGCUGCCCUGUCGUCCGUGAUGUCGAACGGGAGGGUGCCGAAGCGGGACAGCGCUGUAGCCCUGGAAGGGCUGCUGUUCGACGUGUCCGCCCCUUGUGUUCGGAGACUGGAAGGUCUGCGGAAGCACAGGUCGAGGCCGGAUAGCGCAGCAGCUGCAGCAGGAGCACCGCCAACACAGCGGUCGGCAGCAGCGAUGCCGGGGGCGGCCGUGGCAAGCGCGACUGACGACGCGCCCGUGUCGAGCUGGCCGUCCCUGGAUAGCUACUCGGAGGUGAUGCAGCUGGUGCUGGCUCUGCUGACCGACGGUCUCCCCAGCGUUGCCGACCCGGCAUCCUUCCAGCAGGGCAAACGCGAUCAAGAAAGAGACAAGAGCCUCGUGAGCUGUCUCAAGGUGGCCAUCAAGGGGAUCGGUGCCGUUGCCGAGUGUCGGAGGCUUAAGAUGGCUUUCCUGAAGAAGGACUUGUCCUUGGGGUCCCCGCAAGCGGCGGGAUCGGAGACGACGACGUCGGGGGGGGGCGGGGGCGCGAACGGCUGCGCACGGGGGUUUCCGCUCCUGUUGCGCGAGGCGUUGAUGCUUGUGACGCGCGCGGUGCGCUCCGAGCUGGUUCCGCUGGUGCACAAGGGGUCUGAAGACGCUCGGGACGCGGCCCGCGCUCUGAUCGACACCCUAGAUGGCGAUUGCGCGGUCGAGAACAGCGCGUCUUCGGACGCGUUCGGUCUUGCCGUACACGAGCUGGCCGCGAUGUGCUCGGAGGGUGCUUCUGCUGGGGGCUGGGCGCAGCUUGGUCUCCCGCUCAGGCGACGGGCGUGUUGGCACCUCCUGAGGUGCGCCUGGUCGACCACAUACCGCUUUAGGAAGCUAGAAGACGAGGUGGAUGCUGCUGAUGCUCCUGCCCGAACGCCACCGGAAGACAUGGCUCAGCUGAGGUCUUCCCUGGCGCUUAGGGCUGACAGGUGCGCUUGCGUGCUAGCCACCGUGGGAAAAGUGAGGCUACCCCCCGCCCUCCUGACGCCGCGGUUCAAGAAGCUCGUGGCCACCAAGCAGGGGCAGGAGAACCUCCCGCUCCUCAACACCGAAGCAAGAAGAGCUACGACCACGGGAUCGCCCGCUCUGGCGGGUGCCGGUGGCGUCGAGGGGGACGGCGAGCAAGCAGGCCCCGAGGAUGCCGUGUGGGCUAGCAUGGCCGAAGAAGGGGAGGAAAACGCGGCCGUGGACAGCAGCAGCAGCAGCGGCGGCGUCGAUGCGACGUCCAGGAGCGAAGCCGUCGAAGGCGGGGGUAAGGAGGAGGGGGGUUCCGCAGGAGGAGGGGGAGGAGGAGGAGGAGGAGGAGGAGGAGGAGGAGGAGGAGGAGGAGGAGGAGGAGGAGGAGGGAGAGGUGGGCGGGAGCACCUGAUAUUGUUGUGCCGAGCCCUCCUGACGUGCUCGGCGUCUAGGACGGAGCGCGUGCGGAGCAGCACGGCGUUGCUCCUGGCCGACGCCGACAUCCCGGGAGCGCUGGAUGCCUUGCAGGAUGAGGUGGCGUCUUUGAGGCGAGCGCUGCGACAACGAGAAGCCCAGCUCACCCGAAAGGACAGCCAGAUGGGUGACCUGCGAGCGCAGGUUGCCGCCGGGGCAUUCAUGUAG